Molecule: messenger RNA, 3762 nt
Organism: Trifolium pratense (red clover)
Lineage: Eukaryota; Viridiplantae; Streptophyta; Magnoliopsida; Fabales; Fabaceae
Exons: 5
Coding region: 1979-3460 (493 amino acids)
Molecular function (GO): acetylglucosaminyltransferase activity
Source: RefSeq, a predicted model, not a curated record
UGUACCAAAAAAAAAAAAAAGAAUGCAAGUAUUGUACAUGACCAUGGUGUUCCAUAAAUAAAAAGUGUACCUAUUCUUCUCUCACCUUAGACUGUGUUGAAACAACGUGCAAUCAAGACUCACGAUCAGUUUUAAGGAUUCUGCAGCACAAUCAUCAAAAUAAACCAGAAAAAAAAAAUCAAAAAAUAAAAAAAAAUAAAAGAAAAAAAAAAAAGAAGAAAAAGAAAGGAUUUUUUUUUUUUGUUCUGAAAAAUGCAGAAUCUACCAAAUUCUGCAGAUGGAGUACGCUAAUUCAAGACCCAUUUUUUCCCUUCUUGUUCUUCAUCAUCAGGAGACAGAACAGGUUGCAAUCAAAAAGACCAUAGCUUGUAUGCAAAGAGAAUCAUCAUCAUCAUCAUCAUCAUCAUCAUCAUAUAAUAAGGCAAAACAAAAAGUGAAAUAUUCAAACUCAGUUGUUGCCAAGGUACGAUGUAAGACUCUUGUUUUCCAUGAUUGUUGGAAAAAAUUCCCAUUUUUAAUGUUCUGUUUUUUGGGGUGAAAUUUAACAAACUAUUGAGUUUUAUGUGCUUUUUAAGCAAAAUUCUUGAAAGUGGAUUUCCUGUUUUUGGCUUUUAUACAUUGAAUUGAUAAGUUUCAUUUGAUUCUGUUUCUCUAUUCCUAUUCUGCAAACUCUUCCAAUAAAUCUCAGAUUUUGCUCUGUAUUUCUUUCAUUGGAUUUUUUUUUUAUAAAUAUAUUUCUUAUGUUGUUUUUGUCAGUUUCUAACUUCAUCAACCUUUUGGUUAAACAAAAUAGAAACUUGAUAAACUUUUUUAUUAAGAAAAAAAUAAGUUCAUAAACUUUUUUCUUCAAAAGUAACAACUUAGCUUUUUUCAAAAUUAUCAAUUUUUUCUUCACUUCUUCCUAGAAUUAAUUUCUCAUUAAUUUUCUCAUGGUGUGACUUUGGUAAAAAUUAAAUUGACUUGAUUGAGGAAUCCCUAAUUUGAGUGUGAUUAAAGUAGACACAUGUCCACAAAUCCUAACUCAAAUUGCAGAAAUACUGAAAUUGCUAGGUUGGACGUCAUGUCCAAGGUUCGACAUCAGUCCAUCCACUUUGUGUGCGUGAAUUUCCAAUGACUUGUCAUUUUUUCUAUAUACCAAAAAACAAAUAAGUAGAAACCAAUAUAUACAUUUAUCUAACUUAAUCAUCCAUAAAAAAUUAUUUAGUGCUCAGAUUUUUUAUUUAUUUUAUAUAGUUUGUCAAAUAGUGUAGUGGUUAGACUCAUGCAUAUCAGCGUCAUCAACUGAAUUGUACUUGCAUCGCAAAACACAAUGUUAUAUAUUUUUAACUAACUGAAUUUUACUGUAUAUGAGUAAGCUUUAGAUAUGUAGGUUCAUGAGGGUUUUAGCUUGAAAGAAUAUUUGCUUAAAAAAUGUUAGAAAAAACAUUUUGUUCUCUGUAUUUGUUUAGAGAGACUUGUUAAAUUUAAAACCUAAAUAAUCUUUUGAUAUUUAGUCACCCCAAUAUGAAGAGAAAAAAGACAUGUGAUGCUUAAUCAUUAAUGUUAAGAUCUAGAGAUUAGUUUAUGGCUCAUAACUUCAUAUGAAGAGAAAAAAGACUCUCAAGGUAGUAGGGAUAGUUACAAAUUAAAACUAUAAAAACAAAGUAAUUUGAUAAUAAUUCUUUGUUUUAUAAGAGCAACCUUUGACUAUUUAGUUGAGCCAUUAUGAGAUGCAAUAUUAAAGAGUGUAAUGCUUUAUAUAUAUGACACAAGAUAUAUUAAAACGAUUGAUUAAAGAUACCCUAUAGUUUUGCACACACAAAAGAAGAUACCUUGUAGUUUGGCAUUUUGUGGCUAAUGAUUUAGAUAUUUUAGCACCAAAAGCAUAAUUUUAGAUGCAUAACUUCUGGUUCUCCUUGGUGAAUAAGAGAGUUGGUUGGUGCAUCCACUUUAUUAGUUGAGGCAGUUUCACUGAUAAAGAUUCUUCAUCAAUCCAAGAAUGGUGAAGAAGAAGAUGAAUCAAGAUCGGUUGGAACCUAGUCAUGACCCUCUUAAAAUAGCAAGAUUACCUUUUACAGAAAAAAUUGGUGACAUGGUUUCAAUCUCAAUAAGAGUUGGCAUACUUAUCUGCCUUAUAGCAUCCAUAACACUUGCUUUCCAUUCAACAUUCGCUAAACCAGACCGAUGGUUUCCAUUACCCGAACAUUUACACGUUAUACAGAAUGUUUCAGUCAUUCAAAUUGACAAUGAACCAACAAACAUCUCACAUAUUAUAUUCGGCAUUGCCGGAUCAUCAAACACGUGGCAUAGCCGUAGUAACUACAGCAAACUUUGGUGGAAUCCAAACACUUGCAGAGGUUUUGCUUGGCUCGACAAGAGACCGGACGAUUUUAAGUCGGACCCUAUGAUAAUUCCGUAUAAAAUCUCAAAAGGUUGGAUGCGGUUCAGACACGUGCACUCUGCAUCAGCAGUUCGGAUAGCGAGGAUAGUUUACGAAAGCUUUAGACUUGGUCUGCCAAAUGUAAGGUGGUUUGUAAUGGGAGACGAUGAUACAGUGUUUUUCCCCGAGAAUUUAGUUACCGUGUUGGGAAAAUAUGAUCACAAUCAAUUGUAUUAUAUUGGUGGAAAUUCCGAGAGUGUGGAGCAAGAUUUGAUGCAUUGUUUUGAUAUGGCUUUUGGUGGUGGUGGAAUUGCCAUUAGUUAUGCACUAGCAGUUAGACUAACCCAAAUUAUGGAUUCUUGUCUUCAUAGAUACUAUUAUUUUUAUGGCUCUGAUCAAAGAAUUUGGGCUUGUGUAAAUGAAUUAGGAGUACCUCUUACAAGAGAAAGAGGAUUCCAUCAGCUUGACAUUAAAGGGAAUCCUUAUGGUAUUUUAGCCGCGCACCCUUUGGCACCACUCGUGUCACUUCAUCACCUUGAUCAAUUGAACUCGUUGUUUCCGGACCAAAGUCAAAUGAAUUCAUUGGGAAAGCUCAUCAGUGCAUACCACCUUGACCCUGCAAGGAUAGUGCAGCAAAGUGUUUGUUAUGAUCAUAGGCGUAAAUGGUCGAUAUCUAUUUCAUGGGGCUACACAAUACAAAUCUAUACAACGUUGGUGAUAGUAGCAGAUUUGCAGAUGCCAUUUCAGACGUUUAAAACAUGGAGAAGUUCGAGUGAUGGUCCUUUCACGUUUAAUACUCGAUGGCUGAACCCUGACGAAUGCCAGCAGCCAUCUAUAUUUUUCCUGGAUCAGGUUAGAAUGGCGGGCACUGGAAGUGUCACUACCUAUAAGAGAUAUUUUGGCAAGGAAGGAAAGAACUGCAAGAGAGCAGAUGGAGAAGUGCAGAGAAUUAAAGUUUCUGUCUUGAAACUGGAUUCAGAAUAUUGGAAGAAUGUACCACGGAGGCAAUGCUGCCAAAUUAUGAAUGGUGGAAGCAUAAAGGAUGGAAAUGUGCAUAUCAGAAUUAGGAAAUGCAGACCUCAAGAAACAAUUACUAUUUAGAGAUUAGUUGUUUUUGUUGGUUGGCAUAUACUGUAUUACUGUAAAAGUUAAGUGAGUCUUGUUUGUAGGUAUGGCCACUAAGAUUUCCACCUAUGUACAUACAUAAUGUCAACAUUUAUAUAGUCUCAACUUUUAAUAAAUGUCUCAGGAAGUUUGCAAUGUAUCAUGAUUUUGACCAUGUAGGACAUAGAUAUAAUGAGAAAUCUUAACUGAAUGCUAGAGUUAAUAACUCUGUGAUCACAACAGAUUGGUUAUGAAAGAUCACCUCUUGGCUAAUAAUAUGGUGUGUUUGGGGUGUUUAA